UUUCCUCUUUUACAGCUAUCAUGUAUGUAAUGGGAGCUCUUGGUCCUGCAGCAGGAUAUUUAUUAGGAGGUGUUCUUAUUGGGUUUUAUGUACAUCCUACAAGUACUGUUCAGAUUGACCAAAGUGACCCACGGUUCAUUGGUAACUGGUGGAGUGGAUUCCUCCUUUGUGCUAGUGUGAUGCUUCUUGUUAUACUUCCAAUGUUUGCUUUUCCCAAAAAGCUCCCACCUCGACACAAGAAAAAGAAAAAAAAGAUGCACUCUGAUGAUGUUUCAGGUGAUGAUGAUAUUGUGAAAGAAAAAGUGAAUAGCAAAAAUGAGCUAGGCUCGGAAAUUCCUACAUCAAUGGGCUUUGGAAGAAAUGUUAAAGGUGUGAUUAUUGUUCCAAGUGCUGGUGUUGGUAUUGUCCUAGGAGGUUACAUUAUAAAAAAACUGAAACUUGGUGCAAGAGAAUCUGCAAAACUAGCAAUGAUUUGCAGUGGAGUAUCUCUGUUAUGCUUUUCAACGCUCUUCAUAGUUGGAUGUGAAAGUAUUAAUCUAG
Messenger RNA from Protobothrops mucrosquamatus (brown spotted pit viper), 540 nucleotides. Its product is annotated as solute carrier organic anion transporter family member 5A1-like. Gene Ontology annotation, cellular component: membrane. Gene Ontology annotation, biological process: transmembrane transport; sodium-independent organic anion transport. Lineage: Eukaryota; Metazoa; Chordata; Lepidosauria; Squamata; Viperidae. The transcript has 3 exons. The annotation marks the transcript as partial. The record is from RefSeq and is a predicted model, not a curated record.